This is a messenger RNA of Bactrocera dorsalis (oriental fruit fly), 2989 nucleotides long. RefSeq names its product ionotropic receptor 21a (gene Ir21a). NCBI's taxonomy places the organism in Eukaryota, Metazoa, Arthropoda, Insecta, Diptera, Tephritidae. The transcript is spliced from 7 exons. The record is from RefSeq and is a predicted model, not a curated record. Gene Ontology annotation, cellular component: membrane. The coding region runs from base 186 to 2987 and encodes 933 amino acids. Gene Ontology annotation, molecular function: ligand-gated monoatomic ion channel activity.
UGCAGCAAUAAAUACAGCAACAAUAAGCACAUUAGUAUAUUAAUUAUAAACAUGUAGGGCUAAUAAAUUACGAGUUAGCCUUGUCCAGUAUGACCAAUAUAACGCCGAAUACCCAUAAGUAGAUAAAUAUCACCACUCAUAAGCCAAAGCAGGAGAAGUGAAAGUGUUAACGGUGUGACAACAACAUGCCGCCUAGUUGGACGCGCUUCCUAGUACAAGCUGCUCUAUUACUCUGCAGCUUGCAAUGGGUGUGCAGUGAACUUGCAACCGCGGCAGAAGUGGAUAGAGUUGCCUGCGUUAGUCCGACUUUGAUAAAGCGUCACAAUCUGAAUCCACAGCUUUACGGCGGUUGCGAGUAUCGUAAACGAAAUGCAACUGUGUCACAAUUUCGCCGCUUGCGUCGAGAGAUUAAACCAAUAUUUCGGGGGCACCCAAAGCCACGCGGAGAGGUUCUGGCAAAUAAGUUCCACAUGAACUCAUUCGGCGCCGACCAAACUGACUCCCUGGUGAAGCUAGUUAAUAAAAUCGCCAUUGAGUAUCUGUACAAGUGUCCACCAGUUAUCUACUAUGACAGUUUCGUUAAGAAAUCCGAGGCCAUGAUACUGGAAAGUCUUUUUAAGACUUUUCCCAUCACCUUUUACCAUGGCGAAAUAAACGAACAUUAUAAGGCCAUCAAUUCAAGGUUACGACGACGCAUAGACAGCCAGUGUAAAAGUUAUAUACUAUUUCUUUCGGAUCCAGAGAUGACGCGCAAAAUCAUUGGACCACAAAUCGAAAGUCGAGUUGUGCUGGUCGCGCGCUCGACACAAUGGAAGCUGAGAGAUUUUCUGUCCUCGGAAGCCUCUUCAAAUAUUGUCAAUUUAUUGGUCAUAGGCGAGUCACUGACCGAGACUCCAUCGCGUGAACGUCCUUACGUACUCUACACCCAUAAACUAUAUACCGAUGGUUUGGGUUCUAAUACGCCGAUUGUAUUGACCAGCUGGAUUCGGGGCGCACUUUCUCGUCCGCAUGUUAACCUCUUUCCGACGAAAUUUGCAAAUGGUUUCGCCGGACACAGUUUCCAGGUGUCGGCUAUAAAUCAGCCACCUUUUAUAUUUCGCAUUCAGUCGCUAUCCCGGGGUGGCAGUUCUCACACCAAUUGGGAUGGCUUGGAAUACCGUUUACUCAAUAUGAUUGCGUCGAAACUCAAUUUUACCAUCGACAUCAUAGAGCCAGCCAGACGCACAAAUGUUAAGAGCGUCAUUGACAACAUAAUGCUUCAAGUCCGCACUAAAGCAGCCGACAUCGGCAUGUGCGGCCUAUAUAUUACGGAUGAUCGCAUCACGGAAACCGACAUGUCCAUUGGGCAUUCGCGCGAUUGCGCCAGUUUUAUUACGCUUGCGUCCAAAGCUUUGCCAAAAUAUCGUGCUAUUAUGGGCCCCUUCCAGUGGCCGGUUUGGGUUUGUAUUGUGGUGAUUUAUUUGGGCGCCAUAUUUCCUAUUGUAUACAGUGAUCGGUUGACGUUGCGCCACUUGAUCGGCAAUUGGGGCGAAAUGGAGAACAUGUUUUGGUAUGUCUUCGGCAUGUUUACCAACAGCCUAACAUUUUCGGGCAAAUACUCGUGGACCAGCACACAGAAGACAUCGACACGUCUGCUUAUAGGGUCUUAUUGGUUGUUUACUAUAAUAAUAACGGCAUGUUAUACCGGCUCCAUCAUUGCGUUCGUAACACUGCCAGCCUUUCCGAAUACUGUGGAUUCCGUUAACGACUUGUUGGGUCUUUUCUUUCGCGUAGGAACACUAGACAAUGGUGGUUGGGAGACUUGGUUCCAGAACUCCACGCAUGUCCCCACAGUCAAAUUGUACAAGAAAAUGGAGUUCGUUUCCAACCUGGAAGAAGGUAUUGGCAAUGUAACGCAAAGUUUCUUCUGGAACUAUGCAUUCUUAGGCUCGGCGGCACAACUGGAGUUCAUGGUGCAGAAGAAUUUCUCAGACGACAACAUUUCACGUCGGUCGGCUUUGCACCUCAGUGAGGAAUGUUUUGCAUUGUUCCAAGUUGGCUUCCUCUUUCCGCGAGAUUCAGUUUACAAGCGCAAAAUCGAUUCAAUGAUCUUGCUCGCGCAGCAGAGUGGUCUAAUGAAUAAAAUACUCAAUGAGGUCAAAUGGUCCAUGCAACGCUCGGCUAGUGGCAAACUGCUACAGGCGAGCUCAGCCAAUGCGCUGCGUGAGCGUAUACAAGAGGAACGCCAGUUAACCACAGCCGACACGGAGGGCAUGUUCCUAUUGAUGGGUAUCGGUUAUCUGCUCGGCGCUAUAGCGCUCGUUUCCGAAAUCGUAGGCGGCAUAACCAACAAGUGCCGGCAAAUAGUACGCCGCUCGCGCAAGUCCAUUUCCAGUGCAUGGUCAUCAAAACGUAAUUCUGAAGACGGCGAAGGUUUGCGUACGGCAGCUGAGCAAUUGGCGCACGAGCAACGCAAGGAGGUCAAACGCAAAGCUGAGAAGCAAGGUUUCGGCAUGCGUGAGUUCAAUCUCACAAAGAAGACGCUCAAGGAAUUGUACGGCAACUAUUACAAGCAGGAGCCAACCUACGUUUUGAAGGAUGGUAAACUAUUGCUGGAAACCGAGGCGCUUUCGACCAGUUCGGCCGAUUACCACUCACGUGACUCCAGUGGCGAGGUGCCCGCCAACAUGUUGCCACAUCUACAUUGCAAGAAAAAGGCGAUGCUGGUAGCAGAGAUCGAUGUGGAGCGUGAGCGUGAACGUGAACUUAUGGCUGCGGCAGCGGAGGAAUCCUUAGCGGCAUUGGACGCGUGUCUUAAAUUGGAACAAGACACGGACAGCAGUGAGCGCAGCGAAGACGAUGUGGCCUACGAGUAUGAACUAUUCGGCAGUCUGGUGGAACCCGAAGGACCGUUAAGUACAAAAUUGGAUGAUCUAAAUCUGUUCACAGAAGGCGCCGCUGAGCUCGAAAAAGUGGAGAACGAGCCGGUGGAGGCGAGGAAGAGUUAAAA